AGCGACGCGCUCGGCGGUCGGCCGGACUGCGGCCAGGCACGAGCAAUCGGCGGCCGAGCGGGGGGCGGGGCCUGCUCUGGUCUCGGAGCCACUCACCUGGGCGCACCUGAGGUUGCCCUGCAGGGGCACGCGGAGCGGGAAAAAAGUCCCAGACAGAGCUCAUGUUCCAGAAGGCCAUAAAAAAAUACGAACAUGUCAUGUUCCUCGCUGUUUAAGAUGAGAUUAGUUCAUCUGGACCUUAAAGGAGCUCCACCAAAGGUCUCCUAUCUCUCAGAGGUUUUCCCCUUGUUCCACGCACUUGGUGCAAAUGGCCUCCUCAUUGAAUAUGAAGAUAUGUUUCCCUAUGAGGGCCACCUGAAGGUGCUGAGGGCCAAGUACGCAUACAGCCCUGCCGAAGUUGCAGAGAUCCUGCGCCUGGCCAGACUCAGUCAGCUGGAGGUCAUUCCCUUGGUGCAGACGUUUGGACAUAUGGAGUUUGUGCUAAAGCAUGCAGCAUUCGCACAUCUCCGGGAAGUGGCUCUCUUCCCCAAUACCCUGAACCCUCAUGAAGCCGAGUCCCUGGCAGUGGUCAAAGCCAUGAUCGACCAGAUCCUGGAGUUGCACAGGGGCGCCCAGUGGCUCCACAUGGGGUGUGACGAGGUCUACUUCUUGGGCGAGGGGGAGACCUCAAAACAGUGGCUACAGCAGGAGCAGAACAGCCAAGCGAAACUGUGUCUGUCCCACAUUCGGGCAGUAGCCAGCCAUGUACUGGCCCAGCACCCUGGCACAACACCCCUGGUGUGGGAUGACAUGCUGCGGGACAUCCCCCAGGACCAGCUCAAAGCAUCUGGGGUCCCUCAAAUGGUGGAACCUGUACUCUGGGACUAUGGAGCUGACCUGGAUGUCUACUGUAAAGUCCUUCUCAUGGAAAAGUACCAGGAAUGUGGCUUCCAGAGGCUGUGGGCUGCCAGCGCCUUCAAGGGGGCCACUGGGGCUAGCCAGGCCCUAACCCCUGUUGAGCAUCACAUCAGGAACCAUAUGCAGUGGCUGCAGGUGGCAGACAGUGGGCCAGUGGACAUACUGCAGGGCAUCAUCCUGACUGGCUGGCAGAGGUACGACCACUUCUCAGUGCUGUGCGAGCUGCUCCCUGUGGGAAUCCCAUCCCUGGCCGCCUGUCUACAAUUACUUGUACAUGGAGGCUUUACUGAGCAUGUUAAGCUGAAAGUGGAGAGCUUCCUCGGGGUUACCAGCCUGGAAAUGAUGGAUGCUGUGAGUGAGGGGGCUGGCUCCUUCCCUGGAAGUGACAUCCACGCCCUCAUCACACAAAUAAGCCUCCACCUGCGCAGCUCUGUGGACGCACUUCUGGAAAGGAACAGGUAUGUCACUGGCUGGUUCAGCCCCUACCAUCGCAGGCGGAAGCUUAUCCACCCGGUUAUGAUCCAGCACAUACAGCCUGAAGCACUCAGCCUUCUGAGCAGGUGGAGUACCCUUGUGCAGCAGCUGGAGGUGGCCCUGCAGCUGGCCUUCUACCCGGACACCAUAGAGGAAUGGUUGGAGGAGAAUGUGCACCCGAGUAUGCAGCGGCUGCAGGGUCUGGUACAGGACCUAGGGGAGGCAGCUGACCACCAGCCACUGCCCACCAGCCCUGGCUGGGACACAGGUCAGGACCCCUGAAGGCUGGAGCCCUGAUCUACCCAGGCAACAUCAGGCUUCACUGCCUCCAUGUCCAGCUACAUCUGGCCCAUGUGCUUCCUGCUGAUCCCUGAACAAGACUGCCAAAGCUCAGAUAGUAACCUUGGGAAAAGCAGAAAACACAGAAGAAAAAGGCACGUGAAGACUCAUUUGCAGUCCGCAUGUAGAGCUUUAAUUCUGAAAUAAAAAGGCCAGCAGGACUCAGAAACUUGAAUCAGCCUUUUACCACCACUCAGGCUUUCAGUGGGCUUCAAUUCUUCACCCAGAAACAAGUUCCGAUACAGGGCAAUGCAGGGACCAUGACAGCACCUGGAGACAGGCUUCUUCCUUGUCUAAAGCACUCCAAGAGCCCACAGGAAACUAAGCAGAAAGCCAACAGCUCUAUUUCACACUUCUCUUUUUGGGAAAGAAAAUGGUCUGACUCGACCAUUUAGAAAAACUUUGAACUUUGGCAUGUUUAAGGGACCUUGUCCCCCAACUCAGUACUAGUGGCAAUCACUUCUGAGCCAAGUUCCAACCGAAUCAUACUCUCAGCUCCGGGUGCAGUGGCCACAAGGCUGCCUAGACCCCUUCGUCCAGGUACACUUCAGUUUUCCUAGUUCUACUUAGCGGAGCUUAGGUGCGUAACCUCAAGGGGCUGCAUACGGACCAGGGGUCCACAGCUCUCAGGCCUAGAGGCUAUAGACUUCUGUACAAUGGACCUUGGAGGGACUGAGUCCCUUCAGAAGGAGACUAGAAGACAGACAAGGGGCAGCAGCAGCUGGUACCAGUAUUUUGUGAGAAGUGGCCCAGGCUAGCCUUGAACUCCCACUGUUCAUGCCUCCUGAAGGCUGGGUUAUAGGGGUGUGCCACAUGCCUGUCUUCUCAGGGCUUGGGGGGAGGCUGGGGCUCGGUUUCUACACAGAAGCUCCAGGGGUGUUCCAACUGCAGGAUGCCAUUAGAGGUAUCCACUCCUUCACUAGCAGCUUCCCUGGGCUGCCUUGGGAAAACCUUCCACCACCACCAACUGUGCUGCAACCUGCUGGGAUCUCAGACAAGCAGUGUAGGCAGGGCAGUCGGCAUUCUGAUUCUCUGAGGUCCUCACAGAGAGGGAGCCUCUUGAGAGAGGGUGUGUUGAAACCAAGCACACCCCCAUAUCCAACCCUCACCACAAAGGAUGUCCAUUCAGGGGAGUGAUGGUUAGGGAGAGGAGACAUCAGGGUUUCUGGCAACAUGCUGGUACCAAUAUCUACAGAGGGACUAAGCCCUCCCCACAUGCAUGUGGGUACUGCAUUCUAGCUGUGAGGUGGACUUGACUACAGUGGUUGGGGUAGCAAGGGCUCUGGAAGGCAAGACCCUAAGCCCAUGCUGAAGUAAGCCUGGUAUCCUGUGCCCCACAUGCCCUGGGGUGAGCUUAUCCAGACCAGGCCACACUGCCCAAGCCAGGGCUGUAGUCUGAUUCUGGGGAAGGCAUUAAUGCCAUUUCUGAGCCCAUGUUCCCCUGGAUAUAGCACCUGCUUCCUGAGUUCUGACACCUGCCUCCUGUGUCCUGACAGAGGUAGCCUUCCUGGGUUGUAGAGGAGGUCCAGCCCAUGGUUCUGCAAAGGGUAGAAG
Molecule: messenger RNA, 3264 nt
Organism: Nannospalax galili (Upper Galilee mountains blind mole rat)
Lineage: Eukaryota; Metazoa; Chordata; Mammalia; Rodentia; Spalacidae
Gene: Hexd
Product: hexosaminidase D
Exons: 13
Coding region: 193-1653 (486 amino acids)
Biological process (GO): carbohydrate metabolic process
Molecular function (GO): hexosaminidase activity
Source: RefSeq, a predicted model, not a curated record